UCCGCAACCAUUUUAAUCUUCUACAGUACGGUUUUUUUCGCCAUCAAAUCACAACAUCCUCAACUGGACAAUCGUGUGCUUCGUUCAACAAAUAAUAGAUCUCGCACUAACCCAAGAUGGCUGCUUCCUGUGCUGCAUUCUCCAUGUCCAAAAUAAUCCAAUCUUUUCGGGCUGGAUUUGCUGGCAACACUUUGAAAGUAUUUGGAACAACCGUCACAACUCACAGGAAUAAGACGAUGCUGACUGGAAAUAACAUUCCUCCUCCAGCAAAGUAUGGCGGCAGACAUACUGUCACUCUCAUUCCUGGAGAUGGAAUCGGUCCAGAGCUGUUUAGUCACGUCAGGGAAGUGUUCAGGUUCAGCUGUGUACCCGUGGACUUCGAGGUGGUACAAGUCAAUUCUGCCUUGGAGACUGAAGAUGACAUCAAUAACGCCAUCACUGCCAUUCGCCGUAAUGGAGUAGCCCUCAAAGGUAACAUAGAAACCAAACACACCAUGCCCCCUUCUGUCAAAUCCAGGAAUAAUCUUCUUCGUACAAGCUUGGACCUGUAUGCCAAUGUGAUGCAUUGCCAGUCCCUCCCAGGCGUCCAGACUCGCCACAAGAACAUUGACAUUAUGAUCAUCCGAGAGAACACCGAGGGAGAGUACAGCAGUCUGGAGCAUGAGAGUGUGUCCGGUGUUGUGGAGUCUCUUAAGAUAAUCACCAGGAACAAUUCCCUCCGAAUUGCGGAAUACGCCUUCCGGCUGGCUAGAGAGAAGGGCCGACGAAGGGUCACGGCUGUCCACAAGGCCAACAUCAUGAAACUGGGCGACGGCUUGUUCUUGCAGUGUUGCAGAGAGGUGGCCUCGGGGUACCCCGACAUCACAUUCGAUAGCAUGAUCGUGGACAACACCACCAUGCAGCUGGUGUCCAAGCCUCAGCAGUUUGAUGUGAUGGUGAUGCCCAACCUUUACGGCAAUGUGGUGAGCAACGUGUGCGCCGGCCUGGUGGGAGGGCCCGGCCUCGUGCCCGGAGCCAAUUACGGCCGUGACUACGCCGUUUUUGAAACGGCCACGAGGAACACUGGCAAGAGUAUCGCAAACAAGAACAUUGCAAACCCCACAGCCCUGUUGCUUGCCAGUUGCAUGAUGCUUGACCAUCUUAAGCUGUAUGAUUACGCAACUCUGAUCCGGAAUGCGGUACUCACAACCAUGAAUGAAACCCAGUUGCACACAGCAGACAUUGGAGGGCAGGGCACCACAUCAGAAGUGGUUCAGUCCAUCAUGCGAAUCAUCCAGAGCAAAGGACAACGCACAGCUGAGAUGUAAAUAUCGAACACUUCACUGACGGCCCUCACAUGUGCACACAUCGUCAUUUGUAUUUUAGACCUCUGAACAGUAAUUUUUCCAAGUGUGUUUCUGAUGAUGCUUAUUCCGUGCUAACUUGAUAUCGGCCCAUUCCCAGUCACUUUACUGUAGCCUACUGUUCUCCCAUUGAUCUUCUGCUAAGCCAAACCCUGGAAACACUCGCUGGCUAAGCACGGUUUGACUCAUUCCUGGCAUCACUCAAAUUCAGUGAGAUGCACUUUUCAAGGCUAGGGUUUAAUCCGACUCUUUCCAAAGCUAUUAUGGUUAAGCAAUGGCCUUGAGGCAUCUACGCAAGUCCCAAGUCAUAUCCUGAGAUGCUGAAAGGAAUAUCAAAAUGAAAUGCAAACGCUAGCUAAAGCUUUGUGGUUGUCAAGAAUCAGAAGACACAACCCUAGCUGUUCCAAGACAAGCAAUUUACUUGUACUUUUCGGGAAGAUUGUUAUCUUCUGUUGUAAGUUCGCUCACAAAAAAAAACAUUACAAUAUUUUCUAGCCUCGUGAAGCCUCGUUAUUUAUGGAGCUAUAUUUUUCAACUUUCAGUUGACCAUACUGUGCAAUGAAUGACUUCCUGCUGUGCUGUAAUUAUGAUACAAAAUGCCACCGUACUCUACAAGUUGUGUCUGAAAAGUAACGGCACUCUUAUGUUACUAACUGUACUAUCUUGUAUGUUGACAGCAUAUCAACCAAACAACUCAAUUUGAAUGCAUACUGUGCACCGCGACAUUACAAGCUUUUUGUCUUUAGUGAAUGUGGACACUUUUUUUUGCAUGGUUGUACUCUAUAACAUACAUAUCAAUAAAGAUUCGUUUUUUGGG
This is a messenger RNA of Hippocampus comes (tiger tail seahorse), 2160 nucleotides long. It is a transcript of the gene idh3g, whose product is annotated as isocitrate dehydrogenase (NAD(+)) 3 non-catalytic subunit gamma. Lineage: Eukaryota; Metazoa; Chordata; Actinopteri; Syngnathiformes; Syngnathidae. Gene Ontology annotation, cellular component: mitochondrion. Gene Ontology annotation, molecular function: oxidoreductase activity, acting on the CH-OH group of donors, NAD or NADP as acceptor; NAD binding; magnesium ion binding. Bases 117 to 1307 code for a protein of 396 amino acids. Gene Ontology annotation, biological process: isocitrate metabolic process; tricarboxylic acid cycle. The transcript is spliced from 14 exons. The record is from RefSeq and is a predicted model, not a curated record.